Messenger RNA from Aspergillus versicolor CBS 583.65, 3219 nucleotides. RefSeq names its product Zn(II)2Cys6 transcription factor. Bases 1 to 3219 code for a protein of 1072 amino acids. Gene Ontology annotation, molecular function: DNA-binding transcription factor activity, RNA polymerase II-specific; RNA polymerase II cis-regulatory region sequence-specific DNA binding; zinc ion binding. Gene Ontology annotation, biological process: DNA-templated transcription; positive regulation of transcription from RNA polymerase II promoter by galactose. Gene Ontology annotation, cellular component: nucleus. The transcript has 3 exons. NCBI's taxonomy places the organism in Eukaryota, Fungi, Ascomycota, Eurotiomycetes, Eurotiales, Aspergillaceae. The record is from RefSeq and is a predicted model, not a curated record.
AUGACCCCCCAGCAGCGCCGCAGGUCUCGCAACGAGAACAUCCCCCACAAUUUCAUCCAGAAUUGGCAAUGCCCCGGCGCUGAGGGUGCAAGGCCUGUGGUGCGCCGGCCAAUCACCGCCUGUGAAUCGUGUCGCUCUGCAAAGGUCAAGUGUACCGGGCCCCAGAAUGCCUGUGAUAGAUGUACGACCCGGGGUAUCCCCUGCAGAUAUACUGCCCCCUCCACCACCUCCUCCUCCAGCUCGCGCCCUACCACGGCGUCCAUGAGUCCUCCCAAUAAUGUCGACAGCUCCGGCUCGUCGUCCAUUAGUCACUCGCCCUCCACGGUGAAUACGCCGCUGUCUGGGUCACUCAAGUCGUCCGUUCCGAUGACGAUAGAGUGGGAGAUGGACACAGCCGACCCACUGCGCCUCAACGAUGAAUCGCACUCGCAGGACCUGAAUGGCGUCGACUGGCCGAAGGACAUGUCAGGCUACCUAUUCGACUGGUCGUCACUCGACCUAGGCCAAAAUACUAUCGAUCCUUUAAAUACGCUGGGUGCCGGCGAGCUGGAUGUCUUCCCAGCAGCGGCGCAGUCACCCCUCCUAACAAACCAGGAUCGUAGUACCGGGCUGGCUACAAACACAAUCCCUGCUCUCUCCCCGCCCCAGGGCAGCUGCCAGUGCCGCACCAACCUCAUGCUACAGGUACCCGAGGUCCACGAGGCAAUGCAGGCCAAGCCGCAUCCGCAGCUCGACCGGAUAUUCAAAGUCACAGGGAACGUGCUCGGUGCAUGCCGAGAUCUCAUCAUCUGCGCUAGCUGCCAGGUUAGCUACGCUGAUCUCGUCUGUGUUGUUGCAGUGCUGCAGCAGACGGGGACUUGCUUCGAGAAGAUCGCCAAUGGGGACAUGACGACUAGCACGAUCAAGGUGUGUGUCGGGCAGUAUGAGGUCCCGAUCGCGAAUGAAAUCAAGCUGCGGCAUAUGCUUGUCAUGGACUUGGUGGCGCAGGCCAACUGCUUGUUGUCGCUCUUACGGAAUCGGGGGCAGAGUCUGAUACAGUCGCAGGGGCCGGCGCAGGACCGGCUCACGCAGAUCAAUAUAGAUUACAUGCAGGAGGUGGUGAAGAGUUUUGAACAGACGUUGCGAUCCAUAGCUGAUUCGCUUGAUAAACCGGUGUCAGAUAGGGGAGAAUGUAAUAGUGACCGACUAGCGAAACCAGUUACUCUGCCUCAGGCAUGUCGGGAGAUUGACAGGCUGAAGCAACGCGUUGAGCAGCUUGAGCACGAGCUCCAGAACGAGCGGCAAAAGCAUCGUUCUGUCCCUGUAGUGGAGACACCGUAUACCCCUGAUGACAGUCCUAAGGAUAGUACGACUGAUGUCAGUGUUCCUGACAAUGCCAGUGGGAAACGCUGGGAGGGGAUUUAUAUCAGUACUGCCCGCUCGCCGAACAAGACGUGGUAUGGAUCAUCGUCGCUCUUCUUCUUUAUCAACCGCAUCAAUACCUUUCUGGCUACUGCUUUAAAGCAAGCUCACCCGACUCAAGUGCUGUUGCCGGAAUCUGCAAGCACGCUUCUGGAUGGACCGGCUGCUACGAUCGAAGAUAGCCAAAAGCCAGCCCCAAUGGGUGAUCCAAUCCGUGGGGGCGAGUCCCUUACGUCGAUGCAGGAGGAAUAUUUCCUGAAUCUUUUCUGGGAUACAUUCUACCCGACCUAUCCGAUUCUCGAUGAGCAUGACUUCAAGGAACAUUACCAGUCGCUAUGGACAACGUCCGACGGUGAAAGACAGCCGUCAGCUCUCGUUGAUAUUGUCCUUGCAGUCUGCAUGCAAUAUGGGAUGGCGCGGCAGCCCGGAGGUCGUCACGCCCUCACUGCAGCCGCGAGAGGAAAUGUUAAUAGCAAUGACUCUACCAUCGCCGGUCGAUGGCACUACCGUCGCUGUCUAACUCUCUUGGCGAACGAAAUGGAAGCCCCGACGCUGUCUACAUUACAAUGUCAUCUACUCUGUUCGAUUUAUCUGUGCUACGGGGGCUUCCAGAACAUGUCGGACAAUGCAUGUGGGCUGGCGGUGCGUGCUGCGUUUAUGCUUGGGCUGCAUGUCGAGCCUCCUCAUAGUAUGCCACGACGCGAGAGGGAGCUACAGAAACGGAUUUGGUGGACAAUUUAUAUACUAGAAACCCAUCGAAGUAUGAAACUCGGCCGGCCGUUCUCUAUACAGGAUUCGACUUCGUCGUGUACUUUACCAGCGGACGACCGUGAAAUAGCAGGAAUGUCAGGCUCGAGCUUCGCGCCUAUUGGGGGCAAUGUCACUUGGCUGACGUGGAAUCUCCAUAAGAUAAAACUGAUGCUCGCCGCCCGAAAGGCCUACACAAACUUCUACUCUCGACCGCCGGAUACGAUCACCCAAGGAAUUGCGGAGCCAGUCACGAGCACCAUGGAUGGAUGGUUACGUUGUGUGCCUGAAGCACUGAAGACCAGUCGUCAAAACCAGGGCACCCCUUUCUCGACAGAUCGAUCAUCGUUGCAGAUUGAACAGUUUACCCCGGUCUGGCUACAGCGGGAACGCAUUCUGUUAGAGCUCAUGUACCAUACCGUGUGCACGAAUUUAUACCGCGCAUCGAUUUGCUUCACACUCAACGGGGUCCCAGCGGCAAUCACCGAGGACGCAGCAUCAAAAUGCGCUGCCCAUGCGAUGGCACUAACUCACAUCAGCCAUCAAGUGUUGGAGACGACUUCGAUUCUGAACGGCUGGCACGAGGCUUUCCAGUGGCAGUGGAACGCGGCCAUGACGCUUGUCGGCUACGUUCUGGCGUUUCCACGGAGUACGUCCGCCGUGGCUGUGAGGAGCACUAUCGACCUGUCAGUGUCUGCCCUCGAACGCUUUGGCGACGGGUUCGCGGUGGCGGCCAAUGCUGCGACAAUUAUGCGCGACCUCAGCGUCAAGAUUGAUCGUCUUGCCGCGGAGGCUUCUCCCUUUACAAGUGAUUCUGCGGAGAAGUCAACCUCCCUGGAGAGCGCACAGGCCCCGAUGGCCCAGGUUAACUCCGGAUACCAAGUCCCACUUCACGACGGGGCCAUGGAUCAAACGAUGCAGUGGCCCCUGUACUUUGGAGACGAAGUUACCACAGCCGAGAUCGGUGGCAUUCUGGGCCAUUCGAUUGAUAUCUCCGCCGAGACUCUGACGGAUAUCGACUGGUCGAAUCUGAAUAAUGCCUUCUUUGACCAGUGGCCGGGGGCUUUUUAA